Messenger RNA from Lacerta agilis (Sand lizard), 2172 nucleotides. RefSeq names its product elongator acetyltransferase complex subunit 3 (gene ELP3). Gene Ontology annotation, biological process: tRNA wobble base 5-methoxycarbonylmethyl-2-thiouridinylation. The record is from RefSeq and is a predicted model, not a curated record. Lineage: Eukaryota; Metazoa; Chordata; Lepidosauria; Squamata; Lacertidae. Gene Ontology annotation, molecular function: iron-sulfur cluster binding; acyltransferase activity, transferring groups other than amino-acyl groups. The transcript is spliced from 15 exons. The coding region runs from base 1 to 1644 and encodes 547 amino acids. Gene Ontology annotation, cellular component: nucleus; elongator holoenzyme complex; cytoplasm.
AUGAAGCAAAAGAAGAAAGGAGACCUCAGCCGGGCAGAGCUGAUGAUGAUGACCAUCGCGGACGUCAUCAAGCAGCUCAUCGAAGCUCAUGACCAGGGUAAAGAUGUCAACUUGAACAAGAUAAAGACCAAGACAGCUGCAAAGUAUGGGCUUUCGGCACAGCCCCGCCUCGUGGACAUCAUUGCUGCGGUGCCACCCCAGUAUCGCAGAGUGCUGGUUCCCAAGCUGAAGGCGAAGCCCAUCCGCACUGCUAGUGGGAUUGCUGUUGUGGCAGUGAUGUGUAAGCCGCACAGAUGUCCACACAUUAACUUCACAGGAAACAUUUGUGUGUACUGUCCAGGGGGACCCGAUUCUGACUUUGAGUAUUCAACACAGUCUUACACCGGAUACGAGCCAACUUCGAUGAGAGCCAUCCGUGCCAGGUAUGACCCGUAUCUCCAGACCAGGCACCGCAUUGAGCAGCUGAAGCAGUUGGGUCACAGUGUGGACAAAGUGGAGUUCAUUGUGAUGGGCGGGACGUUCAUGGCGCUUCCCGAAGAAUACCGGGAUUAUUUUAUCCGCAACUUGCACGACGCUUUAUCGGGCCACACCUCCAACAACGUGGCAGAGGCUGUCAGAUACUCCGAGCGAAGCCUUACAAAGUGCAUUGGCAUAACUAUAGAGACCCGGCCGGAUUACUGCCUGAAACGGCACUUGAGCGAUAUGUUGUCAUAUGGAUGCACGAGGCUGGAGAUUGGCGUGCAGAGUGUCUAUGAGGAUGUGGCCAGAGACACAAACAGGGGCCAUACGGUGAAGGCUGUCUGCGAAUCAUUCCACCUAGCCAAAGACGCCGGGUUCAAAGUGGUGGCACACAUGAUGCCAGACCUGCCCAACAUGGGACUCGAGAGAGACAUCGACCAGUUUGUGGAGUUUUUCGAGAAUCCCGCCUUUCGCCCCGAUGGCAUGAAGCUCUACCCGACCCUCGUGAUCCGUGGCACCGGCUUGUACGAGCUCUGGAAGACCGGGAGGUACAAGAGCUACCCCCCGAGCACCCUCGUGGAUUUGGUGGCGAGGAUACUGGCUCUCGUGCCUCCGUGGACGCGAGUAUACCGUGUGCAGAGGGAUAUUCCGAUGCCUCUCGUCAGUUCUGGAGUAGAGCACGGUAACUUGAGGGAACUCGCUCUGGCCAGGAUGAAAGACCUGGGGACGGAGUGUCGCGAUGUGAGGACAAGAGAAGUCGGAAUUCAAGAGAUUCAUCACAAAGUGAGACCUUAUCAGGUUGAACUGAUCCGGAGAGACUACGUGGCCAACGGCGGAUGGGAGACCUUCCUAUCCUAUGAGGACCCAGAGCAGGACAUCCUGAUCGGCCUGCUGCGAUUGCGGAAGUGUUCGGAGGAGACGUUCCGCGCGGAGCUGAAGGGGGGCGUCUCCAUCGUCCGAGAGCUUCACGUCUAUGGGAGCGUGGUCCCCGUCAGCAGCCGGGACCCCUCGAAAUUCCAGCACCAGGGAUUUGGGAUGCUGCUGAUGGAGGAGGCGGAGAGAAUCGCUAAGGAAGAGCAUGGGUCGUGGAAGAUCGCCGUCAUUUCAGGUGUGGGCACCAGGGACUACUACAGGAAGAUCGGCUACGAACUGGAUGGGCCCUACAUGGUGAAAAGGCUGGACUGAGAGACGGGUGGAGCUGGGAGCAUUCGCGGCUGUGUCUUGGAACAUCAGUUCUCCAGGGGAAUGGCAACAUCCUGCUGCAAAAGUCUGGUUUGCGGGUGAAGAGCAAAAAGUUCCACUCCAGCUGGCGAUGUCCCCCACUUGGGUCCCAGAAUCUCUGCAGCUAGACUCCUCUAACUUGCAAGGGAUUCUCUUCUUGCCAUUUAAGUUGGAAAUAUUAACUGCCUUUGAAUGCAGAAUCCAGGGGAGCUCAUUUCAAGUCUCUGGUUUUAUUUAAGAGUACAGCUGCCUGCAAUUUGAAACCUGCCUUUUUGCACUCAGUGCCGUCCCAUUUUACACCGGGGUGGUUUUCCCCCCUAUUUCUAAUGAACAAUCACCCUUUUUAAAAAAUGAUUCUAUGGUUUGUAUUGGUUUUCAUACACGAGCACCUGCUUUUUAUCAGCAGGGUCAUUCAAGAGGACUAGAACCUUGAGGCGGAGAUCUUUUAUCAACUUGCCUUGGGCUGAAGAGUGCGUGCAUUAGCCUUUUCCC